Messenger RNA from Pelobates fuscus (common spadefoot toad), 5508 nucleotides. RefSeq names its product Rho GTPase activating protein 5 (gene ARHGAP5). Gene Ontology annotation, cellular component: cytosol. Gene Ontology annotation, molecular function: GTP binding; GTPase activity; GTPase activator activity. The record is from RefSeq and is a predicted model, not a curated record. NCBI's taxonomy places the organism in Eukaryota, Metazoa, Chordata, Amphibia, Anura, Pelobatidae. The transcript is spliced from 7 exons. Bases 373 to 4881 code for a protein of 1502 amino acids. Gene Ontology annotation, biological process: regulation of cell size; Rho protein signal transduction.
AGUCGCGCGAGUGCGCGUGCUCUGAGCCGCCGCCAUUACUGAAUUGAGGAAAAGCUCUGAGGGAAGAGAGAGGUAGCAGGAGCAUCGGCGGAGGCUGGAGCCGGGCGGACGGGAACCAGCUCAGGACUCACAAAGCGUCGCAGGGAGCCUGUCUGUAGGCCGGUGUGGAGGAGCUGGGAUUGGAGGAUGGAAUCCAGAAUACCCACACCCAGCAAUAUGUGAGGAUCAGAUGCCGACCCAAUGGAGGAGGUCACAAGAGUAGUGUCCCAUUGCUUUGGUGUCUAAGGAACUGUUUUUGGAUAUCGUUUGGAUUCUAAGAAUGAAAAAUACACCCGUCUGUCUAAAUGAGCUCAGGAGGGUGAGAGGGGAGUGAUGAUGGCAAAAAAUAAGGAGCCUCGUCCCCCAUCAUAUACCAUUAAUGUGGUAGGAUUGUCUGGAACAGAAAAGGAUAAAGGCAACUGUGGAGUAGGGAAGUCUUGCUUGUGCAACAGAUAUGUCCGCCCAAAGGCUGAUGAAUACUACCCAGAACAUACUUCUGUCCUUAGUACAAUUGACUUUGGAGGACGUGUUGUCAACAAUGAUCACUUUUUGUAUUGGGGUGACGUAACACAGAGUGGUGAGGAUGGGAUUGACUGCAGGCACCACAUAAUCGAGCAGACGGAAUUCAUAGACGAUCAGACUUUUCUCCCCCAUCGAAGUACAAAUCUUCAACCCUAUAUAAAGCGUGCUGCAGCUUCGAAGCUCCAAUCAGCCGAGAAACUCAUGUACAUUUGUACGGACCAACUUGGUUUGGAGCAGGACUUUGAGCAGAAGCAAAUGCCAGAAGGGAAACUAACAAUAGAUGGUUAUGUGCUAUGCAUUGAUGUCAGCCAAGGAUGCAACCGUAAAUUUGAGGAUCAGCUCAAGUUUGUUAAUAAUCUCUAUGCGCAAGUAGCUAAAGCAAAAAAACCCAUUAUCAUUGCAGCAACAAAAUGUGAUGAAUGUGUCGAUCAUUAUUUGAGGGAAGUUCAAGGGUUUGCUUCCAACAAGAAAAACUUAAUGGUUGUGGAAACAUCAGCCCGGAAUAAUAUCAAUGUGGAAACCUGUUUUACAGCGUUGGUUCAAAUGCUGGAUAAAACCAGAAGUAAACCUAAAAUAAUUCCUUACCUGGACGCCUUUAAAACACACAGGCAGCUAGUUGCCUCUGCUACUGACAAAUAUGAGAAGCUUAUUGUGCAAACUGUGCGUGAUUACCAUGCAACAUGGAAAACUAUCAGUAAUAAGUUGAAGAACCACCCGGACUAUGACAACUACAUCAACUUGGAGGGAACAUUGAAGGCCAAAAACACUUUUAACAAACAUAUAGAGCAGCUUAGGCAGGAUCACGUUCGAAAACGAAAAGAAGAGUACCUUAAAACAUUACCAAAAACACUUAACACAUUAUUACCUAAACUAGACGAAAUUGAAAAUUUAAACUGGGCAGAAGCUUUGCAACUGCUUGAGAAAAGGCCUGACUUCAGCUUGUGGUUUGUUAUGUUGGAUAAAACUCCCUGGGAUCAGUCUGAUCAUAUUGAUAAACUAAAUGACAGAAGAAUUCCUUUUGAUCUGCUCUGCACUUUAGAAGCAGAGAAAGUCUAUCAAAGCCACGUCCAACACCUGGUAUCUGAGAAGAGGAGAGUUGAAAUGAAGGUGAAAUUUAAGAAAACCCUUGAGAAAAUACCAUUUAUUUCUCCUGGACAGCCCUGGGAAGAAGUAAUGUGUUUUGUUCUGGAUGAUGAAGCUUACAAGUUCAUCAAUGAGACAGACCGGGUGGAAGUUUACCGCAAACACCAGAGAGAAAUUAUUGAAAAAGCCAAAGAGGAAUUUCAGGAGAUGCUUUUCGAGCACUCUGAAUUGUUUUAUGACUUGGAUCUCAAUGCCACUCCUAGCACUGAUAAAAUGAGUGAGAUUAACGCUGUCCUUGGGGAAGAACCAAGAUACAAAGCUUUGCAGAAGCUUGCAACAGACAGGGAAUCUCUCCUUCUCAAGCACAUAGGAUUUGUUUAUCAUCCAACUAAAGAAACUUGUCUAAGUGGCCAAAACUGUAUGGACAUUAAGGUAGAACAGGUUCUUGCCAAUAGCCUACUGCAGUCAAAUCUUGGUCGUCUCACCUUGUACCAUGAUGGGGCUAACCUUGAUAAGGUAAAUCUUCUUAUUCUAGGGAAAGAUAGUCUAUCACAGGAGAUGACUAAUGAGAUAAGAACACAGUCGACAGAUGAUGAGUUUGCGUUGGAUGGAAAAAUAUAUGAAUUGGACUUGAGAGCAGUUGAUGCAAAUUCACCAUACCUUUUAAGCCAGUUAUGGACUUUAGGUUUUAAGCCGCAUGGUUGUUUCUGUGUUUUUAGCUCAAUAGAAUCUCUUAAUUUUAUUGGGGACUGUAUUGGAAAGAUUCGUGGGGAAGCCCAGUCAAGGAGAGAUAAGGAUAUGCUUAACCUUCCAUUUACUUUAAUUUUGGCUAACCAGAGAGACAGUGCAAGCAAACAUUUGCCAAUUUUGAGGCAUCAAGGGCAGCAGCUGGCAAAUAAACUUCAGUGUCUAUUUGUAGACAUAUCUCCUGGGACAUGUCCUCGAAAAUUUAACGAGACUCAGAUAAAGCAAGCAUUAAGAGGAGUACUGGAGUCUGUGAAACACAAUUUUGACAUUAGCAGUCCAGUUCCCACUAUUAAAGAACUUUCAGAAGCAGACUUGAGGAUAGUGAUGUGUGGGAUGUGUGGAGAUCCCUUCAGUGUAGAUCUUAUCCUUUCUCCAUUUCUUGAGUCCCGGACGUGUAGUGCUGCUCAGCCAGGUCAAAAUAACUCCCUGAUGCUUGACAAAAUUAUUGGUGAAACACGGAGGAGGAUACAGAUAACCAUAUUAUCAUAUCACUCCUCUAUUGGAGUGAGAAAAGAUGAACUUGUUCAUGGAUACAUUCUGGUUUAUUCUGCUAGACGCAAGGCCUCUAUGGGAAUGCUCCGUGCGUUUCUUUCAGAGAUACAGGACACCAUUCCUGUCCAGUUGGUAGCCGUAACAGACAGCCAAGCAGACUUUUUUGAAAAUGAGGCUAUUAAAGAACUAAUGACUGAAGGGGAACAUAUAGCAACUGAAAUUUCAGCAAAAUUCACUGCCCUGUAUUCACUGUCCCAGUACCAUCGCCAGACAGAGGUUUUUACACCAUUCUUUAGUGAUGUUUUAGAAAAGAAGACUUCGAUUGAGAACUCUUACUUAUCUGAAAACAGUAGAGAGGCAAAUCCGCAAUGUGAAGAGGUUUUCCUUCAUUCACCGCGUGGAAACUCUCCAGCUUAUGGCUGCUAUCCAGAUUCAGAAGAUGACACAGAAGCCCCUCCUCCCUACAGCCCUAUCGGGGAUGAUGUCCAGCUGUUGCCAAAGUGUAAUUUGGACAAUGAAGGAAACGAAUAUCCCAUACACAGUACUCCACUUAACUGUCAUGACCACGAGCGCAACCAUAAAGUGCCUCCUCCGAUCCGACCUAAGCCAGCUGGACCCAAGUCAAAAGUAAAUAGACUUGACCCAAACCUGGUUAAAACAAUAGAAGCUGGUAUCAGUAAAACACCCAAGAAGCCACAUUCCCGCUUCCCUAUGUCACACCCUGAUGACUUAGACCCUUCAGAUAACUACGCAGAACCAGUUGACACAAUACUUAAACCCAAAGAUUUUGCUAAUGAUAUCUACGCAGUACCUGACGACAGCCAGAACCACACUAUUAAAAUGCGCCAAUUUUUUGCUAAUGUACCAGGGGAUGAAGAAAAUGGCAUUUCAGACAGGGCAGCCAGGAACCAGACUGAACGGAGACCAUCAAAAUAUAAAUAUAGAUCAAAGACUUUAUUCAGCAAGGCCAAAUUGUACUCCUACAGGCGAGCAAAUUCGGAUGCAAGUGAUGAGGAAGCACUUACCAUGCCUGGAAAAGACCGGAAACGUAAACCAAAGCACAGACCUAGUGAGGAGGACCCUUUACUCUCUCCUGUUGAUACCUGGAAGGGGGGCAUUGACAACCCAGCCAUCACUUCUGACCAAGAGCUAGAAGAGAGGAAAACAAAGAAAAAGGCACCAAAAGUUAAAGAAGACAAGAAGAAAAAGAAAACAAAGCCUUUCAACCCACCAACUCGACGAAAUUGGGAAAGCAAUUAUUUUGGAAAACCGCUGCAGGACCUUGUGAGCGUUGACAAGCCUAUUCCUGUUUUUGUGAAGAAAUGCGUGGAUUUCAUUGAGGAGUCAGGAUUGAGCACGGAGGGUCUCUAUCGUGUCAGUGGAAACAAGACUGAUCAGGAUAAUAUACAGAAGCAGUUUGACCAAGAUAACAAUUUAAAUCUGGCUUUGAUGGAUGUGAAUGUAAAUGCAGUGGCUGGUGCACUGAAGGCAUUUUUUGCAGACCUGCCUGCUCCAUUAAUCCCAUACUCUCUUCACCCGGACCUUCUAGAAGCCUCAAAAAUUCCGGAGAAGGUGGAACGGCUACAAGUCCUGAAAGAUAUUUUGAGGAGCUUUCCUAUUGUCAAUUAUGAAGUUUUCAAGUUCAUUGUUGCUCAUCUGAACAGGGUUAGUCAACAUAGCAAAACCAACCUCAUGACUGCGGACAACCUUUCUAUCUGCUUCUGGCCCACCUUGAUGCGCCCGGACUUUGAAAAUAAGGAGUUCUUCUCCACCACCAAGAAUCACCAGUCUGUCAUUGAAACCUUCAUUCUGCAGUGCCAGUUCUUCUUUUAUGAAGGUGACAUUGUAGAUUCGCCAAGUGUCACCAGUUCCCCUUCUGCCCAUCACUCUAGCCCUGGACCACUUAUGCCACCACUAGUUCCUCUUCCGUUACCUCCACCUCUUCAGCCACAGCUCGUCCAACCCCAUCUGCAGGCUGAUCCUCUGGGAAUCAUUUAACGAAGCCACAGCUACGUACUUUUAUUUUAUUUAAUAACCCCAGCUCCCACAGGACAGACAUUGGCAUGUGGAAUAGACUUCCCACCUGUAGUACUAUCUUAAUGCAGAUGGAUUGGAUUAUUUUUAGUUUGGUUUAUUUUAUUUUUUUCUUCCCUUUUUCUGUUUGUAUUUUUUAACCCAUGGAAAUGUCUAGAAAGAGGUCUGUGGCAGGCCCCAUUUGUGAAUUUUGCUGCUGCAUGGAACUUCUAUAUAAAUACUAUAAUCUUUCCAAAUGGCACCAUUGUGUCGCAAAGAUACCUAUCAAUACAGAAGAUAACAUACACAGAAGAAAGUCUUUUCUAUAGAAAAUCAAAUUAAAAUUACGGAAAUAAAUCACAUUUAUGAAGCUUAGAGUGCAUUCCCAGCCGUCUCAAGGCUGAGAUUUAUUUUGGUGUCAAAGCAUCUGUGGUGUGCGUAUGUGGGCAUGUAUGGGAAUGUGUGGGAGCCUGGCAGUGGGGUGGGUUAUGGAUUUUGUGUUAGCGGUGCUUGGAUUGGAGCUUAACUUGUAAAUGAUACAAAGUCAAAAAAUAAAUGUAUGUACAUAUAUAAAUGUUUACAUAUUUCAAGAAUAAACAUCCAUCCAUUAAA